UAACAAUAAUCAGAAAAUCGAGGAACGGACAAGGGUCAAAGUUGUUGAUUGAAUGAGUGCAGCUAAUCAUUUGUAAUUUAACUUUUAGACAAGAGGUACGAUAGUUCAGUUCUUGUAGGAUGAUCUGAAGAUUUUUCGUUCGAAAUUUUGUCAAAUUUUAAGACUGUGAUAAUGUUCCGUGCUUCCGGUUGUAUCGUUAAGAGACAGACGAGGAGGAGGUUGUUGAAAAAAUUGGGUUUUUGUGAUUUCAGUACUGGAUCUCAGGUCCCCCCACAGGCAGAUGUUGUUAUUAUAGGAGGGGGCACUGCAGGAUGUAACUUAUUGUACCAAUUGUCCAAGAGGGGAAUCCAAGCGGUUCUUUUAGAAAGGGGUAAAGUAACAAACGGCACAACAUGGCACACUGGCGGAUUGUUGUGGAGGUUGAGCAAUUCUGGAGAUGUGGAUAUUCAGCUUUUGGAAGCCAGCAGGAACAUUUAUAUGGGUCUGGAGCAAGACACUGGGGUACAUCCAGGUAUAGUCAUGAAUGGAGGAUUAUUUAUCGCCAGGACUGAUGAGAGAAUAGAAGAAUUCAAAAGGGCCCAUUCCAUAGGUCAUUAUUUCAAUAUAGAGACCCAGAUGAUAACGCCAUCAGAUGCCGCCAAGUUAUCCCCCAUUCUCGAUCCGAAAAAUUUCAAAGCCGCCCUGUAUUGUCCGGGAGAUUCACACAUUGACCCCACCAUGCUAUGUUCGUCUCUGAUUAAGGGCGCAAAGAAACGGGGAGCACAGAUUUUCGAGAAUUGCGCCGUGUCUGCCAUACUGACAGAACCAGUAGCCAAUUUGAGGAAGGUGACGGGCGUCCAGACGCCAAACGGAACCAUCAAGACCAACUGCGUGGUGAAUUCAGCUGGCGUUUGGUCCAGAAACGUCAGUCAGUUGGUGGGAGUCGAUAUACCUUUGACUCCGAUGAAACAUUCCUACGUCAUAACCGACAGCAUUCCUGAUGUAAAGGGCACCCCCAACAUCAGAGAUCUCGACGGGGACGUCUACAUCAAGAUACAAGGUGAUACGUUGCACCUGGGAGGGUACGAGAACAAUCCUGAGAUUCUGAAAGAGGUGGCGUCUGAUUUCAAUUUCGGCCUUUACGAAUUGGACAAAUCCCUAUUUCAAGUUCACGUGGAAAGGGCUGGGGAGAUUUGUCCAGUUUUCAAAACGGUGGGGAUCAAAUCUGACGUGUGUGGACCAGAGUCGUUCACUCCUGAUCACAGACCCUUGAUUGGGGAGGACCCGAGAGUUUUAGGUAUGUUCCACAACUCGGGCUACAACUCCGGGGGUAUUCAGCUCAGUGGCGGGGUAACUGAGCAGCUGGCCAUUUGGAUAGCCACGGGAAGGCCAGAGGUUCACAUGUUCAACUACGACAUAAAAAGGUUCAGCCUCCUCCAAAGGUCCGAUAGAGCCUGGGUGACGGAAAGUAGUCACGAGGCAUACGCGACCAAAUACAACAUAGUAUUCCCGAAUGAUCAGAAAUUGGCUGGCAGAAAUCACAAGACAGAUAUGUUCCAUGAGGCUUUAGUAGCCAAAGGUGCCGUUAUGGAACAAGUGCAGGGCGUUGAAAGACCAGCCUACUACGUGAAAGAUAGAACGGUCCCAGUCAGGUCAUACGACUGGUAUGGCGCCUACGACCACGUCAGAAACCCAGACAAUAGAUACGAGAAAGAGCUGGAAGGUGACCGAACUUUUGGCUUCUCCGCUCACCAUCAUGCUAUCGGCGAAGAGGCUCUGUCAAUCAGAAACAGCGUCGGCUUGUUCAAUCUUUCCCAUUUCACCAAGAUGUACUUGACAGGCCCAGACGCCCAGGAAGCCGCUGAUUGGCUGUUCACCGUUGACACCGACUUGGGAACGGGCAGGGUUGCGUAUUCUUGCCUUUUGAACAGCAAGGGUGGCAUAGAGGCUGACUGUACUGUUACUCAGCUGAGCGAAGGUGUUGGUACACUUGUAGGGCCAAUAAUGAAGGGCAAAGGUUACUAUAUUGUAGCUUGUGGGGAAAGUGGACCUCAAGCAGUGAACCAUAUAAGAAAAGAAUUGAUAAAAAAAAAUUUCAAAGCUGUCAUUACGGACACCACAGAUAGAAUGGGCAUCCUAUCCCUACAAGGACCAAAGAGCCGGCAAUUGCUUCAAUCCGUGACAGAUUUUCCGAUCACCGACGACAGAUUUCCCUUAGGAAUGUCGCACUUGAUCAAAAUAAACGGCAACCUUUGUCGAGCAACAAGAAUAAGUUUCGUUGGGGAGUUAGGUUAUCAACUCCAUAUACCGGUGGCCUUCUGCAUCCCCGUCUACAACAAGCUGAUAGACGCUGGAAGAGGUUUCGAUCUCCAACACAUUGGUUUCAGGGCUUUCUACUCUUUACAAUGCGAGAAAGGUUAUCACUUAUGGAACCACGACAUAAGGAUGGAUGACAACCCUGUCGAAGCCGAUCUCAGAGGAAUUUGCAGGGAAAACGGCCAAUACUUAGGCAAGCAGCACGUUGAUAAGUUGAAGAAAUAUGGCUGCUACAAGAGGAGAGCAUUUUUCACCAUGCAGAAUGACGUCUGUCUUCAUGGUAACGAAACUGUUUGGAGGGAUGACCAUAUAGUUGGUUAUUUGAGGAGGGGCAACUAUGGGUACAGUUUAGAUUGCAGCAUUGGCAUUGGUUAUGUUCAGCAUCCAAAAGGUAAAGUAGUAGACGACGAGUUUCUCAAGAGCGGAAAAUAUGAAAUAGAAGUUUCGAAUAGAAGAUAUCCUGCCACGUUGUUCUUGAAGAGUCCAUUCGAUCCUACCCAUAACAGGAUUUUGGGAGAUUAUGAGUUCGAGGUUCAGGAGCAAGAACAUUUUGAAGACUGAUAUUUUGAAAUGUGAAAAUUUAAACUUUUUCGUGGGAUAUUAUAUACAAAAAUUAUUUUAAGAAUCA
Coccinella septempunctata (seven-spotted ladybird) is the source of this 2923-nucleotide messenger RNA. Its product is annotated as sarcosine dehydrogenase, mitochondrial. The record is from RefSeq and is a predicted model, not a curated record. The transcript is spliced from 12 exons. Gene Ontology annotation, molecular function: sarcosine dehydrogenase activity; protein binding. NCBI's taxonomy places the organism in Eukaryota, Metazoa, Arthropoda, Insecta, Coleoptera, Coccinellidae. Bases 172 to 2856 code for a protein of 894 amino acids. Gene Ontology annotation, cellular component: cytoplasm; mitochondrial matrix; mitochondrion.